This is a messenger RNA of Penicillium diatomitis, 1659 nucleotides long. RefSeq names its product putative autophagy protein (Atg22). The coding region runs from base 1 to 1659 and encodes 552 amino acids. The transcript has 5 exons. Lineage: Eukaryota; Fungi; Ascomycota; Eurotiomycetes; Eurotiales; Aspergillaceae. The record is from RefSeq and is a predicted model, not a curated record.
AUGAGUGCUUCAAAAGACGCCGAGCUUACAGCCGUUGAGGUAGGCGCUGAUCGUGAGAAUGGUCGGCUCCAGACCGAGAUUUUCACAAAGGAGGAGGAGCAGACGGUUGCGCCCGAUCAAUUUGACGAAAAAUAUCGAACGACAAGAAACGAGAUCUGGGCUUAUUAUGCUUAUUAUAUUGGCAACAACGGCCUAUCACUCUUCAACUUUGCACCCACCGCAUUCCAGAACCUGCUGUACCAAGCGGCACCGGAGAAUGGAUUGAUGGAGUUUCUCGGACAGCCACGGUCCAUCAACAGUAUUGUGCUGCUUUCCAAUGGAAUUUCCUUUGCCAUUCAAGUGGUCGUGUUCCUGGUGAUUGGCAGUUUUGCCGAUUUUGGCAAUUGGCGACCCAACAUUCUCAUCGGCUUGUCGAUUGUCGCAUGGGCGAUUGGGUUCGGUUGGCUGGGUGUGCACACCUCAGAUGACUGGCGAAUUGGUGUCGGACUAUACAUGGUCGGACUGAUCGCCUACCAGACGACCUUGACAUUCUGGACUGCGGCUUUCCCAGGACUGGCGAGAAACACGGUGGAGAUGAAGGAAAAGGCGGAUGCGUUGGUGGCGGGCACGAUCACUCGGGACGAGUACGACUACGCAGACACCAUGAUGCGUAGUCGACUCGCCAACAUCGCAUUCUAUGUCCAGUCGGUCGGCGAGAUCUUCAUCUUGGCCAUCAUUGUGGGCAUCAUGUUUGGGCUGGAUGUCAACGCCAGCCAAGAAAACAACAAUUGGGGCCUCAGUGUCCUGAUUGCGUUUGUGUCUGGAGUCUGGCUCCUGGUGUCUCUGCCGUGGUUCUUCCUUGAGAAGCGUCGACCUGGCCAGAAUCCCGGUCGCCGAGGCAUUUUGAUUGCAGGAGUCUGGCAGCUGUGGCAUGCUAUGAAGCAGAUUUGGCACUUGAAACAGAGUCUGAUCUAUCUCAUUGGCUAUUUCCUUCUUGGUGACUCUUUGAACACUACUGUGACGGUGAUUGGAACACUCCAGAACAGUAUCGUGGCGUAUAAUACUCUGCAAUUGACCUAUUUGCUCAUCGUGGGCAUCGCGGCUCAGGUGAGCUUCAAACCCUACAACAGAUCGUACUUUCCCAUGGCUUUACUAACCGGAGUCUCCCAGGCGGUUGGCAUUUAUGCAUUCUGGUACAUUCAACAGCGAUUCCAUCUCGGUACCAAGACCAUGUUCAACGCCAUCGCCGUCAGCAUCAUCCUACUCGACGGCUGGGGUAUGAUCGGUAUCUGGACCGACAAGUUUGGCUUCCACAACGCGUGGGAAGUUUGGGUCUACCAAGCUUUCUACGGGCUCUUCGUCUGCCCAUGGUACAGUUACUCCCAGAUCAUGAUCUCCGAGGUCACACCGCGCGGCCAUGAAUUCCUCUUCUUCAGCCUCUUUAGCAUCAUCGGCAAAACCUCGUCCUUCAUUGGCCCUCUCGUCUCAAGUGCGAUCAUCGAUGCCAGCCCCACAGGAGACAAUUCCGCUCCAUUCUACUUCCUGUUCGCGUUAAGUGUCGUGAGCUUCGGCAUCAUGGCGUUUGGCGUCGACUUGCGCAAGAGCCAAGUAGAGCAGGAGAAGUUCUUGCAGGAUAAGAAGAAGCAUUUGGAGGAUUCGAGCUCCGGGGAUAAUGCUUGA